This is a messenger RNA of Soboliphyme baturini, 825 nucleotides long. Lineage: Eukaryota; Metazoa; Nematoda; Enoplea; Dioctophymatida; Soboliphymatidae. The record is from the annotation of a GenBank genome assembly.
UCUUUCGCCGAAGCUUAUACGACAGCUGCAGCGGCAUAUGCCAGCGUUUUACAACAAGGCAAAAUAAAUGCUGCCGGUAUUGACUGUGGCGAGAAAGCUCGGGAUGACUUCAUUACUGCCUUAAACAAUUGUGACGGUAGUGCAGAGUGUAUCGAAACGUUGAAGAAUACGUUGUCAAAUGACUUUUCACAAUGCUUUGUGAAACUUAGUGAUCACGACUCGGAAAAACUGAAGAGCUGUUUGGCGCAGCUGGAUGACGUACGCAAGCAGUUUUCGUCGCUCGUGCAAAGCAGUUUGGAACAGUUGCUUGCGUCGGCAGUCAGACCUCGCCUGAAAUCGACCAUCGACUUGUUCCUCGAUGAAACGCACACGCCGAGCGAAGCCGAGUUUGCUGAAAUGGAAGCGUCUGAUGUUUUCGUACAGCAGUUGGUUACUGUCCUAGACUCGGUAUUGAACGUAUUCAAGGCAUUCCUUAAUCAAUCGGUAUAUAACUCGUUCCUUGAAAUUGUCGCUGGUAGUGUAGCCGUUGAUUUGGAGAAAGUGAUUCUGAAUGCGACAUACAACCGCCUUGGCGGAUUGGUACUCGACAAGCAAAUUCGUGGCCUAAGUGCUUACUGGACAACCGUUGCCAGUUGGUGCCUUCGGGAGAAAUUUUCCAGGCUCAGUCAGGUCGUAUCGUUGUUAAAUGUGGAAUCGGUUGUUGACGCUGAAGGUUUCUAUAAAUCCACUUCUCUUGCCUGGUUGUUAAGUCCUACAGAAAUUAAGCAGGUUCUGGCGUUAAGGGUAGAUCUUCCUGGAAAUGACAUUAGGCAACUUGUGCUGUAA